AUGCGUUCCAUCGCUCCCAUCCUUUCGCUGGUCAUUGCCUUCGCGAUGGCCACCUAUGUCCAGGCACAAAUGCCGAACAGGCGCCUAUUCAGUGAGUGUCGCGACCCGAUGCGCGCGAAGCGGGUGAAACGAGGUGCGAGUAGCGACUCCGUGAUGCUGACAGCGUCACCCUUCUACUUUGCAGGGAUUGAAUACCCCGCAGGUCGCCGCGCAGACGCCAAAGCGUGGUGGCAAGGUGCUUGCUCGCUCGUCCUUCAAGACAAAGACUUGGCUUUCAACAACUACUUUCGCGUCAUGAAAGACGAAUCGAAGACGUACGGUGUGGGUCAAUGCGUGUCUGGCAACGAAGUGGAGUGAGCGAAUGAUGUGCUUGGCUAGUGCGAGCAUCGGUGCAGAGGCUUACUUCUUCUGUGCUAUGCCCUUCACACUAGCCAAAUCGACCCCAAGAAUGCGGGCGAUAUCGCCGCGCACGUCGUCACCCAGACGCAUGUACCAGAAGUUAUCGAGCGCCUCGGAAAGGGAUGGAGCAUUCACCAUACCAAUUAA
This is a messenger RNA of Ceraceosorus bombacis, 546 nucleotides long. Lineage: Eukaryota; Fungi; Basidiomycota; Exobasidiomycetes; Ceraceosorales; Ceraceosoraceae. The record is from the annotation of a GenBank genome assembly.